Molecule: messenger RNA, 303 nt
Organism: Lindgomyces ingoldianus
Lineage: Eukaryota; Fungi; Ascomycota; Dothideomycetes; Pleosporales; Lindgomycetaceae
Exons: 1
Biological process (GO): phosphatidic acid biosynthetic process; triglyceride catabolic process
Cellular component (GO): lipid droplet; endoplasmic reticulum
Molecular function (GO): triacylglycerol lipase activity; acylglycerone-phosphate reductase (NADP+) activity
Source: RefSeq, a predicted model, not a curated record
CGAAAUACAUACGAUCAGAGCUUCUUCUCUGUCGUAGAAGUCACAAAACCCUUUCUACCCCUUGUACUGGCAUCCAGAGACACGAUCAUCAACCACACCAAUCAGACACGAAUACUUCGCAUUCCGGGUACCAGCUUGCGCGCUAUGAGAAAAGCAGCAGCCCGGCAGUACACCUAUAACCUACGCAAUGGGCUACAGACUUUCGGGGUCCGAGUCAUCGAGCUUGUAUCUGGGGUCAUAGGAUCCAAUAUCCUUAACCAAAUGGUAGAAACGCCGAGUGUUCUGCCACCAGACUCUAUGUAA